Colossoma macropomum (tambaqui) is the source of this 2051-nucleotide messenger RNA. RefSeq names its product galaxin-like. Lineage: Eukaryota; Metazoa; Chordata; Actinopteri; Characiformes; Serrasalmidae. The transcript has 13 exons. The record is from RefSeq and is a predicted model, not a curated record. Bases 21 to 1643 code for a protein of 540 amino acids.
UGUUCAGACAGCUGUGCGUCAUGGCUCGCUGUGCUCUGUGCUUCAUUCUGCUGGGCUUGUGCGUGACCUCCUCCGCUCAAGCUGUUUGCAACAGUGACGAGCAAUCCAGCAAUCAAUGUGGAAACCUGUUAUAUGAUGUUAAGAAGUACACCUGUUGUGACAGGAAUGUAAUUCAAGGUGCUCACCUGUCCUGCUGUGGAACCACUGCCUACAACAAACUGGAGAGUUCGUGCUGCAACAAUGUGGUGACAGGUGGUUUGAGCCAAACUGUUUCAUCUUGCUGCGGAUCCAAGGCUUACAACCCCCUCAAUCAGAUCUGCUGUGGUGGAAGUAUUCAGGACAAAACUUCAGCUCACACAGAAUGCUGUGGCUCAGAUUUAUAUGACACCAAGAAACAACUGUGCUGUCUAACUCAGUUCAUCUGGCCCAAGGACACAGACAAUCACGUGUGCUGUGGCAACGCAACACUGAACUUACUCAAGCAGUGCUGCUGUGCUGCUGAUACUCUUAAAGUGGAGAACCUUGACAGCACAUGCUGUAAAGAGAAGUUGGAAAGAGAGAGAACUUCUCUGACACAUGAAAGCCAGCCAGGAACUUCUUCCGCCCUGCUGCAGAUGGAGGAUAACAGGCAAAUGGACUCUGAAGGCUCAGCUCGCUCCGAGACACCUCACUGUGGAUUGGAACCCUACAGUCCUCUUGAGUAUAUCUGUUGUUCAGGGAAGCUGUUUUUGAAAACAAGUGAUGUCACUCAAUGUUGUGGUGGGGAACCGUACAAACUGUCAGAAGAGGGAGUGCUGUGUUGUGAUGGACAGCUCUACCGUGGCCAGCCGGCCGGCUCUCUAUGCGCUGGGAAUGUACCGUACUCUCCGCACAACUGCACCGUCUGCCAGAAACAUGUGCACCUACCGGCAGGCCAGCAGUGCUGUGGACAGAAAACCUUUGACCCCCAAGAGGAGAUCUGCUGCAAUGGACACAGACAUAAAAGGACAGCGGACAUGGCCUGCUGUGGCUCUCAUGCUUACAACGCCAACUCUGGUGAACACAUGUGCUGUUCCGGCCAUCUCCAUGAUCUGACACACCUGAAGAACAAACAAGAGGCGGAGUGCUGUGGUCCUCUACUGCUGACCAAUAAGAAGGAGCAACAGUGCUGCCACUCAACAGAGAAAUCUCUGGUCUAUAAGACCCAGCCUGGCCAUUCCUGCUGUGGCCACUGGUACUACAAUAUGUCUAUGUGGAGCUGCUGUGCUGGACAACUCACUUCCAAGACAACAAAUGGUUCACAGGCAAAGAUGGGCGGGUUGAAGCUUAUUCGACCCCUGCUGGACUACAGCAAGUCUGCAAUUUGCACAAAGCCAGUGCUGUUAGGAACAGUGGAGAGUGUGGCAGUGAAGCAGAAUGAGCGCUUUGUCGUGGUGGGGGAUGCGCUGGAGGUCAAUGCAACUGUGAAGUCUUGUGGAAACUCUCUAGAAGUCGGGCCAUUGGACCACUGCCUCUUCCCUGCGCUGGAGCUAGGCAGGACCUACCUCUGGAUAAAAAACACGCAGAACAAAUAUGAGCCUUUGGCUGACGUUACCGGCCUGACUACCCCCAUUCAUACCAUCUUAAGCCUUUGUCAGCAUAACCGUACAUGCUAUACUGCUUAACAGUCCGGCUGGGUUCAAAAGCCUCUUUUCCACUGUGGACAAUGGAGAGUAAUCAUUUUCAUCUGGACACGAUUUGGCACUUACAAACCAUGUCCAGCACAGGUGCCUUGGCUUGGUUAGCUAAAACUGCUUAGUGCAGCAAAAGCAUUUGGGUAUGAGGCCUAAUAAGGACUGUAUAUCUGCCAAUUAAUGAUAGGUAAGAUUUAGAUAUAAUAAUGUUAAAUUUAGACAUGAUAAUGUAGACGUAGAUAAUAUAGAUUUGGCCAUGUAAAUUUAAUCAAUAACCAGUGAUCAACAAUCAUACACUCACCGCAUAUCAUAUCGCUGUUGUUGGAAGAAAACCUCGUAUCUCCAUUUUUGAUGUUUUUCAGUUUUUGGAGUAAUUUGAAAGUACUCAUGAUCCUAUAC